Messenger RNA from Homarus americanus (American lobster), 26058 nucleotides. RefSeq lists its product as uncharacterized. The transcript is spliced from 10 exons. The coding region runs from base 1 to 24411 and encodes 8136 amino acids. The record is from RefSeq and is a predicted model, not a curated record. Gene Ontology annotation, molecular function: protein binding. NCBI's taxonomy places the organism in Eukaryota, Metazoa, Arthropoda, Malacostraca, Decapoda, Nephropidae.
AUGUCUUUGCUUUGGCUCGAAAAUGUUCUUCAAGUCAAGACUGAAGUUUCCUGCUUUGAAUACCAGGGCAGUAGUGCGCCUACUGCUUCAACAACAGCAGACUUGGUCCUAAUAUUCCUCAAAGUGAUCGCCCGCGGGAUGGGCCUACAGAUGGGGGUGGUGGGUCGGAAGGCCAGGUUCACCCUCUACCUGAGCAGCACCUCGGGACUCGACCUGGUGGUGGAGGUGAAGAACGAGAUAGGUGACUACUGUAGCCAUCGGAUCACCAAUCGCUCACCCUCAAGGAAGAGGAACCUCCCCAAAGACACGCUUAUGGCAUGUCACAACAUUCCCCUAGAGUACGAGCUGAGAGAUUGUGAGGUCCGGGUGGCGUGGGUGCCUCUCCAGCACGCUCGUCACUCCCUCGUCAUCAUCUGGCGGGGGCAGCACGUCGUCGGCUCCCCCUACACCGUCCUCGUCGACCAAUCACAGCACAACUCACCCGCCCACACGUGUAAGAUCCUGCGACCUCUGAUGGAUAGCGACACGGAGCCUGAAGGAGGUACUUCCGGGAACACCAGCAGACGCAGCUCACUCACCAAUAAGGAUACAGUUGCCAUGCCUACCGUCAUGUCCUACAGAGCCCAGGCUGGUGCCCUGAGGUUCAUGAGUAUCCUUCGUCGUCGGGUGGUGAGACGUGUGCUGCAUGUGGGUGACGAGGACGUGGUGCUUCAGGGUAACGAGAGUAUCGGCAGAUCCUCUGAGGCUCGUCAGGCGUUCCAGAAGAUAAGGGCGAACUCUAACGAAAACUUGGAAGACAUGUUGGCCUACAGAACUUUCAGACACUGUUUCUCAGCUCCCUCUUCCCGGAGAUCUUCACAACAAGUGGAUGGUAAAGUACCUCUUCUGCCUGGUAUCUUUUCAUUCGAUUCUCAAAAGGCGAAGCUGAUGGAGAAGUUAAAAUGUGUAAGUCAGACGCCCACCAAGACUACGUAUGAAGAGUCGGCAGAGGAAGGUGAGGACGUUACCCAGGAGUGUCGUCAGGAGGAAGAGGACAACCAAGAAGACAGUCUCGAGGUUCCUUGUCUGGAGACCGAUGAUGAAUCUCAAGAAAGUGUUAAGUGUAUAAAUCAGUUCGAAAGUGUGGAAACUAGAAAGAAUAUAGAAAACCUGACUUCACAGGUAGAAAGAGUAAGUGAAGAAGGUAUCGCUAGUACCAUCUUGGAUGAGACGGCAUCAUCUUCCGAGGACAUAUCAUCUGGGAUUGCUGGGGUUGAUGAGGAACCUAAAGAUAAUGUCCAAAAUUCAGAUAAAGACGAGUCUGAUUGUCCAUCUCAAGGGAUAUUACCUGAGGUUCCUCAUUCUGAAAAUGGACAGAAUGAACAGUGUUUAAUUAAUGAAACUUUAGAUGACUCGAGACCCCAUAAGGAGGCCGCAGGCAUACUUCGCACUUAUUCAAACCAACAAGAUUUAAAAGAGCCAGAUAUGCUUGUCACGUCUGGUGUUGGAGAUGUAUUCGAGGGGGACGCUCUAAGUAACUUGCGCGACGAAAUGAAAGAAAGCACAGAGCCCUCAGUCCAUGAAGUCAGCUUUGCAGACCAUAAAUCCCGGAGAAGAAAAACAAAUCGUGAUGUAACAUCUAAAAGUGUGGCAGAAGAUUCAACUGAACACUUUGAACAGACCUGCAACAGUAUUAUGAAUAUGUGUGAUUUCAUCAUCGAACAUAGCCCAAAGAAAGAAGCUCUCAAAACAGUCGAAAUUGCGUCACGAAUCAUGGCUUACAACUUUAAUGAAAUGUCUGAUUCAUCUCAUUCCUUGGCAUCUGAAGACAGCGGACAAGACUUCUCAGGUGAGGAGGAUGUGACACGCGUCCAUGAUGAAUAUGAAGAGGACGAUGACGAGCUACUUGAGUCUGUAAUGGACGAGCAGGGGACCGUUUUGAGCAUCUCCUUUGGCAGCACCAACCAGGACGACUCUGACGGAGAAAAUACAGAUAUAUCUGAACCUUUGGAUAGCUCUGAAGGAUCAGAACUAACUAAAGACAGCCUGGAGGGCUCAGAUAAUGGUCACAUGAACAGCUGCCACGACGAAACACCCCUUGUCAUCCCCGAAGUAGUUGUUCAAGAGGAGGCCGAGUGUCAAGCAACUAAGGCUGAUAUUGAAUUAGACACCAAAUCGAGGCUGGCUCUGGCUUGCCUCGAGGCCAAUUCUGAUAUGGACUAUCUUCACACAAUCGAUGAGGAAACUGAACCGAGCUCAGUUGGCGAUGAUGAUAGGUGGGCCUCCGAGUUAGAGAUCUGUGAGGAGCUACAUGAAGAAGAUGUGAACUUCUUUGACGUGAUGGAUAAGUGGCGUGACCGAAAUGAGCGUACGAAGGAACACAGCGACCAGCUGGAAGAACCAAUUGUAGGAAUAGCUGAGGUGGUCAGGGAAAUACUGGGACAAGACAGGUCGCUUGUUAAACCAUCGGUAGAAAUAGAAAAAUCACGCACAGCCAUAGCCGAAGUUGUACAGUUGCUUGAACCACCAGAAGAAAUGAAUGAACCAUAUGAGAAGGAAACUGUGCCAAAUGAAGCAGAGAUUGAAUCAUGUAGGGAACAGACACAACCACCUGUAUGUAUAGAUGAGCCACAUCAAGAGAUAACCGAUGUUCUUCAACUGCUGGAGCCAAAUUAUGGAAUAGUUACACCAUCAACAACAAUGGAGGAGAAACAAGAGGAAUUAGAGAGAGGUAAUGAGAAUCAGGUUGAGGUGAUUGAAGACAGCGGGAAACAGAUGAAGAUCAAUAAGAAUCAGCUGGAAAGAAGCAUUGAGGAGGAGGAGGAGGAGGAGGAGGAGGUGAGAAGCAAGAAGAACCACCUGGAGGUUAUAGUUCCUCUGAAGACCAACAACGACGUCUCACAGACCAAUGAAGGUAUAUCAGUGAUCAGUGAAGACCAUUGGCAGACUACCAUAGACCUCUUGGAUAUCACUGAAGAUCUGCAGACCACAGAAGAUCUACAGUCUAAAGAAGAUCUGCCAGAGACUCCCGAAGACCUGCCAGAGACUCCCGAAGACCUGCCAGAGACUCCCGAAGACCUGCCAGAGACUCCUGAAGACCUGCCAGAGACUCCUGAAGACCUGCCAAAAGCUUCUGAAAAUCUGUCACUACUAGGUCAGGGAAAUGCUGCAAGACAACCCAGUGGAAAGCCAAUUGAAGAGUCGCAGGAAUAUACACUGUUGAGUCAAGCAGUUAAGGACCAGACAGAGGUGGAGGGAAACACUGAGAAACACGAGGAAUUGGAGAGAGACAGUGGAGACCAGAUUGGGGUGGAGAGAAACACUGAGAAACACGAGGAAUUGGAGAGAGACAGUGAAGACCAGAUUGAGGUGGAGAGAAACACUGAGAAACACGAGGAAUUGGAGACAGACAGUGAAGACCAGAUUGAGGUGGAGAGAAACACUGAGAAACACGAGGAAUUGGAGAGAGACAGUGAAGACCAGAUUGGGGUGGAGAGAAACACUGAGAAACACGAGGAAUUGGAGAGAGACAGUGAAGACCAGAUUGAGGUGGAGAGAAACACUGAGAAACACGAGGAAUUGGAGACAGACAGUGAAGACCAGAUUGGGGUGGAGAGAAACACUGAGAAACACGAGGAAUUGGAGACAGACAGUGAAGACCAGAUUGGGGUGGAGAGAAACACUGAGAAACACGAGGAAUUGGAGAGAGACAGUGAAGACCAGAUUGGGGUGGAGAGAAACACUGAGAAACACGAGGAAUUGGAGACAGAGAGUGGGAAUCAGAUCGAGGAGAUUGGAGACAUCGGGAACCAAAUUAAGAAGAUGGAGAUCAAUAAGAAUGAGCUGGAAAGAAGUAAUGAGGAGCAGGAGGAGGUGGUGAGAAGCGAGAAGGGUCAUCUGGAGGCUACAGGCACAAAAGAUGAGGUAGUUGAGCUUCCACUUAGGUUAACAAACGCGUCUGAUUUACUUUUUGAGCAACUUGGGUUGUGUAGCCUCUCAGGAACACACACUAAGGAGGCUGUGAGGAGAGAAGGGAAGUGUCCAGAGGUUACCGUGAAGAGUGAGAGUUAUUUGGGUAUUCAUUCGACAACUUUGAGCAACUCAUUACCGUCCUCAGCUUCUGGGGAGGUCGAUUUGAUUACAUCGUCUAAAGUAUCUCAGAGACAAAAAAUGUUUGAGAAUAAUAUGAAGUAUGAAAAAGACAAGUUAGGAGGAGAGCGAUAUUUUGUCCCAGUUGAGAUUCCCGAUGAAAAGUUAAAGACGCAGCAAAAGGACUCGGCAGAAGGCCAGUCGGAAAAGAGGACUUAUGUGUGCGGUUCUGUCACAAGGUAUAGAUCUAUGUUCGAAACCAGAUCUUUGGAAGAAAUCUCAUAUCUUCAGAGAGAUAAGAAGCCAACUGAAUGUGAGAAUAAGACGGAUUCUCGGGACUUGACAAUACCCAAUAAUCAGGGUAACUUAAAUGAGUCAAGAGUUGUUGAACUUGAAAAGGAAUUAAUACCGGAAAUUCCCACAGAAAAUCCUCAAGUUCUACCAGCUACAGAAGACAUAACUAUAAAACUUACACGUAAUGUGAAAAAUAAGGUGAUCAAGGAAAGAAGUAAAUCUUGCAUAAAUGUUUUUCCUCUUCCAGUAAUAUCUCCUGAUAUGGAUCUACUGAAUCAGUACAGGGUAGACACAGUACCUGGCAACACGAGAGACGUAGCCCGCGAAGGUUCCAAGGAAGCUCUCGGUAUUACCUCAAACAAGGGUACAGUAAAAGGUCUAGAUAAAUUCAGUAGUCUGUUGACAUCGACAGACAGUAUACCGCCCCAACAGAGAAGUAUUUCUCCAACACUUCAGUUACUACAGGAGAGGAUCAGGCGCUCUAAAGCAAAGAGAAUCGCUUACAGCACCUAUGUCAAGCCGGCCACGAUUGUCCUGGAGAAGGACAAGAGAGUGUCGCGGCUCAGGUCAGUCUUUGAGCAGUCCAGUCAAGGUUCACAGAGAUCACCAAGACCCUUCUUGAAGAGGAUGAAGAGAUUCAUUAUUGAGGGUGAGAAAUUUGAUACACCAGAGACGGAGAAAAGGAAGGACUCGCCUCCUGACAGUGACACUACAGCGCUGCCUGUGGAUGGAACUCAUUCAGUUAAGGAAGAAGUUUGUGUGGAAGCUCUCGAACUAAUUACCUCUGUUUCUUCUGCAGUGGGAAAUAAUUUAAACAACAAAUUAUCUCCGAAUGAUGAAUGCAUUCCUUGUGUUGGGAAAGUUAAUAGUACACCGCAUGUCGGAGAAAUUUUCGUAGACCAAAUGGCUGCAUCUCUAAGUCUCCAAACUGAAGAAAGCUCGAAGAGUCUAGUCACGUCAGUAACCGAAGAUGAUGCAGUAAUUUGCUCCUCAGAUCUUCUCGAGGACGUGUCCCGUCAACACACAAUAGAAGAGGAUGUUGAACAGAAGCCAGAAAUCAUCGCACAGACUCCAGGAGAAUUUGAACUCCAGAAAAAAUCCCAGAAACUGGUGGUAGCGCUGUCGAACAUGGAGAGAGACAUCAAAGAAGUGCAGAUGUCUGUAAAACGACUCAAUGAUCACUAUCCAGUCAUACCACAGGAUGAUGUAGACCAAGUUAAAGUGUCUCCCCAAACUGCCAAAAACUCCGAUAUCAACCUCAAAUUAUCUUCAAACGAACAGUCACUUCUGACCACAAGUGAAGCAAGUUCAGACGAACAGAAAGUUGCACGCCGUGGGAAGGUGCAUCUGUUAAUGCAGCUCUUUAGUAAUCCAGAAGCGAAUCACUCAACGCUGAGGAAAACUACAGUAGCUGACUCCCGAAACAUGCCUUCAGAAUUCACCAAUGUUGAAGGAAAAGAGGAGACUAACGCCCAGGUGACGAGGAAGGAGAAAGUCACUCACUCUCAUAAUUUGACUGAACAACCUUUUCUUGGUCAAGAGGCAACACUCUUUCACACAGAACAUGAAACAUUAGUACUCGAGGCUGAAAUUGGGAUGGAUGAAACAGCUUUAGACUCACAACAGAACGAUACACUGUUUGCUUCUGAGACCAAGAGAGACGACAAGCGCCAAGGUGAAAAUGAAACCAUAGAUGAGACUAUGAAAGACACCAUGGAUUCACUUAAAAAAGAACCUUCCACAUGUAUUGGCCAACUUCAGGGAGAGACGGACGACCUCACAGAUCAAGACCAACUCAACAAACCUGUGGAUCAAUUUCAGGGUCGACCAUCUGAAUCCAUACAUCACUUUACUAAUGAAUCAUCCCAAACUGCAUGCCCAAAACAGGACCCAGUGAAGCUUGCUGUACCUUCUGACCAAUUACAGGAGUUAAUCGUAUCUGUUGGUCAUGAACUUCAGGAAGAGUCAAUUGUAUCUGUUGAUGAACUUCAGGAAUCAUCUGUACCUGUUAACCAACUUCAGGAAGAGUCAGCCGUACAUAUUGAUAAACAUGAGGAGGAGUCAGUCUCAGGUUUUGAUCAGCUCCAAGAAGAAUCAUUCACACCUGUUACUAAACUUCAGGAGGAAUCAGCCGUACUUUUUGAUCAAUAUCAGGAGUCUUCUGAACCUUUUGACCAGCUUCAAAAAGAUACAACAGACCACGAACACUCACCAGAGGAAACACAAACACCCAAGAAUCAGCUGCUACAAGAAUCAUUUAUAAAUUUACAGGAAAAAGAAACUCCUCCGGUUGAGGACCACGACGAUGUACCUGUAUAUAUGGACGCCCAAGACAAGGUGCUCGCAUCAGCAAACGUCCAUCAGAUGACUAGAGCAGCCGUCCCGUGGCAGGAAGACUCUUGUAAAUUUCUAGAUGCUCAUGAAGAACAUGAUCCUGAACAAGAGAACCUGCCUGCUCAUGUGGCUGACCAGAGGAACCAAAUUAUUGGUAUUGAUGUCCAGAAAGAACCAUCUGUCCUUCAUGAGGUCAAUGAUAAUCUAUUUGAUCUUCAGGAUAUUCAAGAGGAAACAUAUACUCUUAAAGAGGUCCAACAGAACUCAUCUGACCUUUUGGAGGGAGCAUUAACACCUGCUGACCUUUUGGAGGGGUCAUUGGCACCUAAUGACCUUUUGGAGGGAUCAUUGGAAUUUACUGACCUUUUGGAGGGAGCAUUGACACCUAUUGAUCUUUUGGAGGGAGUAUUGGCGUCUACUGACCUUUUGGAGGGAACAUUAACAUCUGCUGACCUUUUGGAGGGGUCAUUGACACCUAAUGACCUUUUGGAGGGAUCAUUGGAAUCUAUUGACCUUUUGGAGGGGUCAUUGGCCUCUACUGACCUUUUGGAGGGGUCAUUGGCACCUACUGACCUUUUGGAGGGGUCAUUGGCCUCUACUGACCUUUUGGAGGGGUCAUUGGCCCCUACUGACCUUUUGGAGGGGUCAUUGGCCCCUACUGACCUUUUGGAGAGGGGUCAUUGGCACCCUACUGACCUUUUGGAGGGGUCAUUGGCCUCUACUGACCUUUUGGAGGGGUCAUUGGCCCCUACUGACCUUUUGGAGGGGUCAUUGGCCCCUACUGACCUUUUGGAGGGGUCAUUGGCCUCUACUGACCUUUUGGAGGGGUCAUUGGCCCCUACUGACCUUUUGGAGGGGUCAUUGGCCUCUACUGACCUUUUGGAGGGGUCAUUGGUCCCUACUGACCUUUUGGAGGGAGUAUUGGCACCUGUUGACAUUUUGAAAGAAGGAACAACACCAAGAGAACAAGAACCGUCAUCUGGUGACCCUCAGAGUGUGUUAGACGUUGGUCAUCUGGGUGAGACUAACUCCCUCGGCCAGUUGGAUAAACCAGCGAAGGAAAUUAUACUUACUGACUCCUUGGCGGAAACACUUACCGAUGUUGAACCUCAAGAGCAUCCAGGCGCAUGUAUCGACGUUAGAGAGGAUUCCGUACCAUCUGCUAUUGAUGUGGUACUUCCUCUAAUUACAGUUAAAGAGUCUCUAAUCCCAGGCCAACUAGAUGUAUCUGACAGUAACCUAACCGAGGAAGGCCUUACUCAACCUCACGAGAUUGUGGAUGAGAUGGAUGACCCAACAUUCAAGUCUCGGGAAGAAAUCUCUACCUUGUUAUCUGGUGCUGAAACUACGGACCUCUUCCCGGUAAAGCCAUCAUUACCUCAAAGUCCCAGAGAAUCAAGUGAUGGGCUUCCUCAAGAACAAGUGGUGUAUUCAGUAACAGAGUUGGAGUCGAAGAGUGGAAAACAGACACUGAUUCCUGGAGUGGUAGUUCAGUCAGCCACUCCGGAAAGUGACCUCGAGGACAACAACAUUACUCCCGAAUCUGAUGACCUGCCUGUGGAGGAUAUCGUUAGCGACUCGAAUACAUAUGUUUGUCUACAAGAUGAUAUUACGUUGGACUUGCUUAAUGGACAACAACCUUAUGACGAUACUUCUGAGGACAUAGGUGUAUUAGACCCCCAGAGAGAAGGUGCAUUAGAUCCCCCUGCUGCUGGUUCCAUAAACAUUCCUGUCUGUUUUGACGAGUUGCAGAAGAGAGAACCGGAUUUAAUGUCAUUAAGUUUUGAAAAAGCUGGGGAUGAGAGCUGCUCACACCCCGAAGACUUACUUGGCUACCUGGGAGAGAAAACUAACGUGCUCAUUCACCUCCCAGAAGAGAUCGAUGACCCAACACCUGACAUACUGGAUGAGAAGGCUGUGAACCUUGAGGAACACAGUGGCUCCCCAUGGCUCGUGUACACAGCUAUAUCUGAUUAUAUUCGUUCCCGAUCACCGUCACCUUUGAGUAUGUUCUUCGGUAAUAAUCCUUCACCAGAGGAAUAUUCUGACGAAGAGGAACCUGGACUGACUGAUCGCCAACAGUCACUCACGGUCAAUCAGCAACAGGAGUCGACCCAAGAGAGGGAGACUAUUCCCGGGGACUCGUCAGGAGAACAUUUAAUCCUCAUUGACAAUUUCACCACAGAUGACGUCGCAUCAGACGGCAAACUUCCUCAAACAGUUAAUAUUAGCGGGGAAAUGAAGAAAGACAUCAUCUCUCUGUCACGCACAUCGAUAUACGGUUUAGAUGUCACAUUAAAUCGUUUCAUACAACCUCCAACUUCCUUAUUUCUCAGUAGAGGCAACUUGCCUACUUCCGAUGUGAAGACCCCACAGGACGAGCCAAGUGAGCAGGACUCAAGUGACACCAUCACCAGCCCCACGUAUGAAACAGCGACCGAACACUUACCCAGCUCCCCUGUGUCGCCAGAGCCACCAGUCAUCACCACCAGCCUGGCAGAUACGACUCCAGACUAUGAAGAUACAACAGUGUUUCCAUCUGACAGCUACAGGGGCUCGAGAGAUGAUAUGGCAGGUGUUAUAUCAGAGAAAAGUGUGAAGAAAAAUUUACUAGUCGUAGAAAUUUCAUCUUCUCUAGCCGCUGAUAAUACAAACACUAGGGAUGAAACGAAUCUCAUAUCAAUCGUUCCUGUUGAUCACACUGAGGAACCUACAACAUUAGAUACUUUACUUCAAGAAGAAAAUUCAAGCGGUAAACUAAGUACACUCACAGCAGAAACAACCAAGCAAGAAGGUGCCUUAAAGAACUUGCCUGUUAACAAAAAGUCGAGUGGAGAGACAGCCGAAGGUCUGUAUGAAUCAGUGACACACUUCAGGGUUGAAGAACAAGCUGUUGAUGAGUCAGACGAAAGUGACUAUUCCUUUGGUACAGAAGAUUGUGGGGACGUGCUGGUGCCUCAAGAGUAUAUUGAUACACAGCUUAAUGCUCUAAGGAAAGCCCACGAACAAGAAAAAAAUAAAGAAAACGUGCCUGCAGGUACGACAGCUACAGAAGACGAUGACACUCACAAAAUAAAUCUAAAAAUUUCCCAUCCAGUUCGCACAAGCAGUGGGGAUGGCACCAAGGUCGAGGGUGAGGCGGGUCUUUCUUAUCCUGGACACACCGAACCCAAGAUAUAUGUAUCUGGUGUAGCUGACCAGCAAAUGACAGACACACUCACACAGAAAGAUUUACUUGGUACUUCUGCUAAGGAACAGACGUGUAGCACAGAGGCAGAGGGAGACUCGCAGUCAUCCACGACGCCCCUUAGAGUUGAGGAACAACCUGCCGGAGAUACCGAUGACAGUGACUAUAUGUUUAGCACAGAAGACUCCGGGGACGUGUAUUGUGUUCCUCAACGAUACAUUUAUGAACAGCUCGUCGCCAGACAACGAGAACAAACUCAAGAAAAUAUUCCUUCGGGGAGUAAUACAAGUGGCAGUAAUAAUAUUAACUUACAGCCAAAGACAUUCCAUCCCUGGCAGACACGCACGCCGUGGAGUAGUGUGAAUCAAGAUUCCUUCGAUGACGAGAAGGAAGAUUUAGCUACGUUACUGGACAGUGUUGAAUUAUCAAGAAGAAUCUCUGAAGUCCAUCGAAAACUACAAAAUCCUGAAGAUGCAUCACAAGAAAUACAUUUGGAACAAGUACAAGACCAACGAGUUUUACAUAACAUGAAAGAUUCGUGCAAGAAUCCUGGAAACGAUUUGGUCACAGAUAUACUGUCUAAAUCAUCAUCUGUUAUCAAGGACUCCUCUCAGCUCAGUUCCCAAGCAGUCAACAUGACCACGAGACCUGCAGAACCUUACGACGCGACAAGCCACGAGAGUGAAUCUGACUCUGAUGAUGACAUGCGGGUCGGCCCGAUCAAAGGCUGCCAUCCCCUAGUGAUACCUCUCUCACCUAGCCCCAGUAAGUCCCCAGUGACAGCUUCCGAUAGUGAUUCCUCCCAGUCUGAAUCUGAUGUUACGACAGAUGAGGAUGACAUAGAGAUUCCCGGAACGAAGCCCAGAGCCAAGUACAACAAACCAGCUCGAAGUCACAGAAGCAAACUGCACACCAUCCCAGAGCUCUCAGAGGACGAGGAGGAGGAGGAGGAGGUGCCCACCAGACCACCCAGACUGAGGAGACUCUCGAGUGGGAGGUUUAGACUCCUUGAGAGCUGGAAUCCUGACUCGCCAAGAGGAGGCCCGCCCUCACCAAAGGUCGGCCAGCGGGCCCCCAAAGUGGGCAAGUUGGCCCCAGAUUUUCUUAGGAGAUUUGAAAUUGUUGAUGAACAAGUAUUUACAUCAAGGAUUACGGAAGAAAGUGACGGACACGGCCAGGACCAGAGAGGGCAAGAAAAGUCAGUGUUUCGGCAAAGAGAAGCACGAUCCUCAGAUAGUGCAACUUCGUCAUCUUCAAGUGAUAGUGAGGAAGAUGAUGAUGGUGAGCCAAAUAUUACCUACGGGAGACGGUCGCACGUGGGAAGUAUGUAUAAAAGAGCACAGGCGGGAGAGUUAGACGUGGACAGUAAUAAAGGUCAGAUUAAAAGUGAACAUAAAGAGCAAGAGAGUUCAGACGAAGAAAAAAGUGAUGAAUUUAACGCACUAAACAGAGAUUAUCCUGAAGGCCCUGAAGCUUUUAAAACCAGAAACACGCUAAAGACUCAAAGAGAUAAAAGCCCCGCUGAACCUGACGCCGAGCAUACAAGUAAAAAAGAAACACCAGCUGAAGCUCCUGAAAGUUCAGACAUAAAUAUUACGGGAGAACACGAGGUCCAAAAUAUCCCUGGAGAAGAGUCAGCGUCUUUCGAAACAAACCUAAAGACCUUACAACCUCCCCACUCGCAGAAGGGGACGUCCUCGACCCCGCACUUCCUGGAGGAGGACGUGACCCAAGGGUCCUUUUACCCACCCAUGGAAACCCUGCUCAUUCCAGCCCAUGUUGACCCUAUCAUCGUUGGCUCCCCAUCCUUUGAGGAGGACCCCGAUCCUUCAAUGUGUGGGGAAGUGACCUCCCAGCCUAAGUAUGUAAUUACAGCACUAGGGCGGGAGAGCGUCUUGACUCAUCACGCUUUCGUUCCUCCAAUGGAGAUGCUGUUGAUACCUGAGCUUCAAGCAGUUGGUGAUGAAGACCUCACAGAGUGUCAAGCACCCUACCAGUCUUCUGUAACAUCUGGUAAUGACUCCGGGCAAGGUGAAGAUGAGUUCGGAAUGAACGCUGAAAGUCAAGCUCGAGACACCACUUUCAAAUGUGAUAGUUCAUUCCUUCCUUCUAUUGAACAUCGGAAUUUUGUGGGCAUUACAGAUGCAGAGGCACAUAGUUUAAUUGUAGCACCAGAAGUACAUAGUUCUCUGUCUGCUGCGCCCCAUACAAGUUCUACAGGCUUCCUGCAGACUGAUUCUCAGAGCACUGUAUCAGCUGAGGAACCUACAAAACACAUUCUGCUUACACAGUCGCUAAAUGUGGAACUAUCUCGAGACACUGUAGACACAACAACUGUUAAAUUUGAAGAAAACAGCUCACUAACAGAGACAGUCAGUGUAAAGGAAGUUGUAGUUCCAAAACAUACCGAAGACCUUAGUGAGAAGCAAACAGUGUGUAAAGAUCAUAGUAGAGACAGUAAGAUGGAUGAGAUUGAGGAAGACAACAACGGUAAAGUUGAAACAGCCGCAGCUGGUGACGUUGGUCAGGAAACAGUAUCAGACAAAACUCCAGACGAAGCAGAUGGUGACAGUUCUCUCUGUAAAGACACGAAGACGACGGAUGAAGUGAGUGAAGGACAAACUGACGAAGGGACCAUCGGGGACAGACAGCCUGACGAGAGUAGCAUCAGCCACGAUAACGUAGUGCUUACCAAAGAACAGUUAACCUUUUUUCAGAGUGGCGGACUUCAGCGCCUUGCAUGUUCCUUUGGCGUUAUCGAUCCUACCGAGACGGUGUUGGUAAAAGGUGAGAUUCAUAGUACUGUAAGUGGUGAAUCUUCUCCAGUGCUAGACGUAGAUCUUACCCACAGCACCAGUAAUGUUGACCCUCACCCCCUCACCACCAACAGCCCUCAUUUACACGAUGAUGACCACAAAGACACUCUGAGCAGUGACAAGAAAUCGUCUAGAGAACCGGAAAUAUCGACUCAAUACUUCUGUAAUAUACAUCCCAAAGUUAAGACACCAUGCCGGGGCGAGUACCAGGACGAGACGUACACAGAGGAUGUUUUUGAUGAUCAGAGUGACGUUUUCCCAGCAACCAGUGACACCUUCGCCGUGACGGCCAGCAGCGACCCGUUUUCUAUGUUCUCUGAUAUUGGGUCCUGGACAGGGGAUCCCUUCAGUGACGAGAACACAGAGAUAAGCUCGUACCGAAUGAGUGAAACGCUGCAUGUGGUGCAGGAGGUGAAGGGAAGCCCCAGUAUUGAGGGUGGUGAUGGUGGAGAGGUAUCACCAUCACAAGGAGACGCGGAGAAGCCAGAUUUCAUCGUCUGUCCUCCAGUCUUGUCUCAGACCCUGUGCGAGAAGUCUGUGGCAAAAGUGGAGUCCAGAUACGUUACAGAAAAUUCAGACGAGGAUCAAUCCAGCAGAGGAUGUUCAGUAAUGGAUGAGGAUCUGUCAGACUCGGUGCCGGUGAUACACUGGGACACUUUUCCUCUUGCUAGUGAUGUGUCACCUGGUGGUGGGAAGCUCACUUGUGAUUUAUUGGUGGCUACUGACGCUCCGGAAACGACAGCGACUUGUCAUGGUGAUACAACAGUAACUUGUAAAUUCUUUGACGCACUUCUGACUGGUCAUGGUAAUAAAGAAACUCAAAACAGUGAGGAAAGCUCAGCCAUCUUAAGUUUUGUGAACGGAGAAGCUUCCGAAAAGACCAGAGGUGUGUGUGAUGCUCAGGUAGAUACCACACGUGUAAAUGAGGAGACAGAGGAUCUAGAUGUGUCCUGGACUAAGGGAGAAGACCAGCUCAAAAGUACCUCAGUUUCCCAUGACCCUAAUGUGUUUGUAAACACUACAGUAACUGGGAAAGUUUUAAUUUCUCCAGAUGAACUAGAACAGUCAGUUGACCUUAAUACCAAUAAGUCGAGAGGAUUAACACCAGGUGAAGCCUUACACCUCCCGAGUCUCCCGGCAACUGAACAGGUGGCUAGUGAUGACGUCACAUUAACUGAGGAACAGAGGUUAGUUGACAUAAGAGGAGUGUCAUUGUCCUCCCAGGUCUUGACGCCGCAGUCACAGCCAUUUGAAGAAUGUGUUCCCACGAUCGAUCUUCUGGGACUUGGAGCGGGUCAUUUUACCUCCCCACGAGGAGUAAAAACAACCAGCGAAGUGAGACUGUUGGAUCUUGAUUCUCCUGAUGGGCGCUGCUCCAGGGGCUUGUCUGAGCUCGAGGGAGAAGUUUGUGGAAGUCAACAGGAUGGAGAUCUAACAUUCUUCAUGGGGGAAUCUGUUGAGUUUCUCAUUGAUUCAGACAUUCCAGAUUCCUCACACAGCAGUGCUAUCCAGCCUCAGUUAUUGCCAGCUGGAUCUCAGGUGGGUGUGGAAGUGGUGGUGGUCCAAGAGGAUGUAGAAGAAGUGAGUGAGGAUGAAGUGGUAACGCAAGAGAAUGUGGAGGAGGCGGUGACCCAAGAAAAUGUACCCACCGUAAUAACACAAGUGAAAACGGAAUACAACAAUGAAUCUAUGGGUAGGCGACGCACCGUCAGUGAGAGAACCACACCCACACUACAACCUAACGCUGCAGUAGUCAUUGCAGAAGACUUCCGUGUCAUAAAUUCAUCUUCAGAAGACAAGGAACCAUAUAAGUCACUCUAUUCCCUACAGACCGCAGCGAAAGCAGGUGGAGGCGACACAAGCUCGCCUGUGACGCAGACAGACGCACAAAACGCGGUAGACGGGAGAGAGACAACACUCCACUUGCGUGAAGCCAGUCAAGGUCAUGAUCUUGUUUGCCAUAAUGAGACGGGUCAAACAGCUGAUUUACUCACAGCAAUUCCACCGAGCCCGGCAGGUGUGGUGGUGGACGGCCAACACUGGGAUGAAAGAGAAGGAGAGAAGAGGAAACAGGAGAAAAAAGACAGGGAACAAACACAGGAAAGUGCAGAAAUAGGCGAUGGAAGUCCACGUGAAAAUCCGCUUCAGACCAUCCCGAUAGAUGACGUCACAGCCCCCGUGAACCGUCCUGGUGGAAGUUUAGUGAAACAAACAGAAAAUGUCAACACAUAUGCAGUGUCUCAGCUCCUCCAGGUGCUGGACAGUUCCCCUGGUGAGUGUCUGGGGGCAAGAGUGAAGGCGACCCAGGAUGCGGCAACUCUGAGUGCUGAGGAUGCGGCAAGUAAUGUGAGGAAAGACCCACUUGACGAAGUGGAGCUCACCUCCCCUGCCGGAGACUGUGAUAGUGUUAUUGUGGUGAAGGAAAAUUGUUUCAUUGAAACUGAUGUGAUUGGCAAGGGUCUGGGGAUCUGUACUGAGGAAGUGUAUAACAGUGACUCACCGGCAGUGACUGCUAGAGAGGAUCAAUAUGAUACAGACUCUCUUGGAGGAAGUGAAUCUCACUGUGAUAAAGAAAGUACGCUCUCAGAAAUUUCAUCUGAUAUAUUUGAGAGCGCCCGUGAACCGUGCCUACCUGUAGACCCAGUUCUGGUCCAUAAAUUAAGUUUAUUGGAAUCUGAAACACCUCAGUGUUUGUCAGAUGUGUCGAGUGCGAGCCCCGAGCCCUUCAGGGGAAGUCCUGAGACUGGUCACAGCACCCCAAAUGUUAAUGCCAGUGAUGUUACCCUCUCAGCUCGUGACCUCAGUAAUGACGCUGAGGACCACGAAGAUUCUCUGUCCUCUGACAGGACUAAUGUUGUCCUUAGCGAAUUUCAGCAGAUGCUGGAUGAGGAAGACUCUGUUAGCUCAACCGUGACAGAGUCAGGUCACAACUCUACAGCUGAGGAUCUAGUGGACGACUCUGGUUUAUCUGGCUGUGAUAACGCCACGGGACGCUGGGUCUCUGAAGGAUCCACUGCUUCUGAAACUCGGCUUUCGCUGUACAUGAAACGUUUCAGUGAUAAACUCGAGGAUAGAAUUGACGAUUCCACUGAAUCACAGUCUCAUCGUAGCUUACUGGAGGAGAUCCACGGGUUCAGAACUUACUCCAGCACCAGCAGCUCCAUCGACGAAACACCUCCCAAGGCAGACGCUCGCUAUGAUGGAGGCAGAGUCCAGGUUGAUGCUCAACCUUCUACUGACCUGGUGACCUCCAGAAAACAAUUCUGGGAUUCCAUAAUUGCUGGAAAUGCAGGUGGCGGUGAGCCUCGAAUGUCCAGCAGCUCAGAGUCAACUGACAUCAUCAGUCAGUCUGGGGACCUCUCCAAGUGUGACACAAUCGCCGAGGAGAACGAACACACCAUCUCUAGAAGUCUGUCACUUGAAGAGGACCAAGUUUUCGAGAACUCCCCGAAGGAAGAUGCUCCGCUAGGUUUGGUUGGGAGGAUGAAAGCAUCAUGGACGGAUCUGUCUUCUCACACUGACAUACUCGCUGAGGAACACAACGUGGAAGAGCCCGAGAGAGCCACCGAUUCUGUUCCUGAGGACAACAUUGAAACGGGUCUUGUUCAGUACAAGAAACAAAUGUGGCAGAAUUUGGUGGACUCUUCUGAACUUAAGACUGAAAGUAUAUUGAAGAACAGAGGACGAAGCCAGAAGAUUGAGGAUAAUGAUCAAAAUAUCUCCAAACAGAAAGUAGACAAAUUAGAUACAUUCGAAUGUGAUGAAAAGGCUUGUGUAGAUGAUGAAUUUCUAUCGGCGCAGGAGACCAAAAAUGACAGCCAGACAAAAGUGUUGAGUGAGAUCUGUAUAAAAGACGAAAGUGUUUGUCCUCGAGGUGCUGAUGAAAACAACCAGAAAUCAGUUAUAGAAAAUAAAGGUGAAGACGAAGAGUUAAAGUCUGAGAAUGCUGAGGGUUUGGAACGAGUGCCAAGUUAUAAGAAAAUUGAGAAGGGUCUUGUGAAAACUGGAAAGGAAUUGUGGGAGAGUAAACAAACAGAGCAAACAGUUAAAAGUCAUUUACAUAAAGCUAACAACACCAUAACGCAAAUACCAGAGGGUAAAAAAGAUUCUAAAUGCCAUGAAAAUAGUGACAGGGUGAGAGGUGAUAAAGACAAACAAGAGGUCCUGGCUGUAGGAACAUAUAAGCAGCUUUCCCAGGGAAGUAAUACAGAGAGGAUGAAAGGGGAAGCUGUGAAAGAUACAGUUUGUGAGGAGCAAAAACGUGAGAAAUCUGGAGGUGACUGUGUGCCUGUAGAUCGACGGCCAAGCAUUAAGAUGAUCGAGAAGGGGAUUGUGCAGACGAGGAAGAACCAGUGGGAGAGACAACUGCCAGUCAUGGAGGAAGAUGCGUGUGAAGACGAUACAUCACCCAGUGAGAAGGUGCCGGAGAAUGAUGACACUCACACACAAGUUCACACGCCAGACACUGAACGUAAAGUAAGUCCUUGUCGACGUAGAAAGUUCAGAAGGCCGCCAAAAUCAAAACAAGCAGUGGGUUAUCGACUGAGUGUGAGGAUCAAAAAUGGAACAGUGGUUGAUACUAAACUCCUGUGGGAGGCGAGGGAGGAGGCAAGGAAAAAGACAGCAGAAGCCGAGUGGACUCGUCUCCAUGCUGGCAAGAACACCGAGGACGCACAGGUUGCCAGUGAGGGAUACCAAAAUGAAGUGACCUUUCCGAUUGACUCCCAAGACACAGUCGCCGGAGCCGAAGAACCGCUGGUGAUCGUGCCUCCUCAGUCGUCUGAGGGAGUAGAUGCCAGGGACGUAGUUCGUUACGAUGAGCCUCUUGCUGAACCCGAUAUCGAGGAAGGUCUUGUCAACACCACAAGACAGGUGUGGCUCAAUCUGGUGACGUCGGAUAACCUGAAUACAGAAAGCGUCUUGAAGAGCAAGGUGAGGGCGCAGAAGAACAAGAAGGGACCAAAACUUCGCGAAUCAGAGGAAGGUUCUGCUGAGGAGUCCGUGAAAAGCAGGCAGCUAAGUGUCAGGAUUUCUGAAGGUGCUGUUCUGGAGGAGAAGAUGAAGUGGGAGUCGACGAUGCAGUUGCCUGAAGUUCCUGAUGACUACAGAGAAUGGAAGAAGUCCAGGCAUAUCCAGAAGGAAACUGAGGCUUCGUUAGCAGUAGACCAUGAGCAUGUUCCCACAGCUCUGAAAUCAUCACAGGAAAAGACAGUUGAUGGAGCUGCCAUUCUAGAAAAAGAGGAAGAUAAAAAAUUGUUAGCACGAAUACCCAGCAUCGAGCAGAUUCAGAAGGGGAGAGUGUUAGCAGGGAAGGAACUGUGGGAGGGUGACGACGUUGGCACUCAAGAUAUUAUGAGCUCUACCACUCACACGUAUUAUCCAGAAACAUCACAGGUACCUGUAGGUGUUACUCCAGUCACUGCAGAUAUAAACAUAUCUGGCAGAGACAAAACUGAAGAUGUCAAUCCCAUUGAAAGGAUUUCUAGUUUGAAAUUUAUCGAGAAAGGAAGAGUGAAGUGUGGCAGAGACUUGUGGGAAGGAAGGCACGCUGAAGAGGGCAAUUCCAAAAGUAAUGAUGAGAGUGUUACUGCCAUUGUUGCAGAUGUGUCUCUCGCAGCUGAUGACAUCCCUUCAGGAGAGAAUCUCCUUCUGGAUAAGUCAGAGGUCUUAUGUAGCGAUUCUGAAAAUUACGAAUUAUCUGAAACUGAAUCGGCUUUGCAGAUUGAAGUAGGUUUUGUGAGCUCCUCCAGGAAAGCGUGGGAGGAGAGACAUCAAGAAUCUGAGGCGGUUCAUUGUACCCAACACAUGAGACAUGCAAAAUCAGAACUUGAAGGGGAAGAUUUAGAGAACAAUGAGACAGAGAACCUAGAGGACCUCCCACGGACGCAGAAAGUUGGAUCUGAAAAGAGGCCGAAAAUUUGGGAAUUCCAAUUUAGUUCAACAGAAGUAGAACACUGUAGUGAGACAGUAAGCAUCCCAGAGACUAUUCUUUCUGAGGAUGAAACCGGAGAAGACCCUGACAAGGUGAGAACAUUCAGCAGCACAGCUUAUGAAGGCAGUGUGCAGCUGAAGAGAAACACCUGGGAGGAGAAUGUACCACGGGGAGAAAAUGUCCGACAGUGGAAGCUUAACGCCAAGCUCGUAUUACCCACUCAUAAUGCCAUGAUGUGCGAAGAUUCGGAGACAGUGAAAACAAACUUCCAAUCCUCUCCAGAAGAAGAACUUUCCGUCAAAAUCGAGGAUGAAGAGAAACCUUUACUUGGCUCACAUCCAGAAGAGGAUAUUGCAGCCUUGACGAGACCGCUGAGUGUUACUAUCCUGUCCGGGUCGGUGAGCACUGCCUGCCACUUCUGGGAGCACAAACAAGAUGAGGCAACACACACACAAGCUGGAGAUGAGGAGUCCGUCGAUGGUUGUCAGCAAGAUAGAACACAAUCUGAUAUAAUGAUGGAAGAGCAAACACACAUCCUAGACUCGUAUCCUGAGCCAAAAGGUUCGGCCAGUCCAGUAGAUGACGUCCUCAAGGGUAGUAAGAGAGCCUUCUAUGACACUAUGCUGUCCACUGAUGACCUUGGAUGGGAGGAACCUCUUGCCGUGAGUCAGGAUUCUAGACUUUCAGAUAAAAAUCAUAAGGAAUUUAUUAAAUCAGAGACAGAAAAAGAAAGGAAUCAGAAGAGAGAAGAAGAGAAAGAUAAUAACAAGGUAAAAGAUGUCAUAAAGGGAGAUGAUGAUGACCCUCCUGCGCUGCCAAUUGUUAGUCCUCCACAGUUGCCCGACAGAAGUAUGACUGAACAAUGUGAGUCAGAAAUCUGUACCUGGACUCAGAAGCUUCCACCAGGCUGUUCAGGAAUAGUUGAAGACGAUGUUGAAUCUUUCUCUCAAAUUCCCGAGGUGCCAUUGACUGAAAUUCUUGAAGCGUUAUCCCCCAAAGAAGUUCCUGAAGGGUCGUUUCUUGAUGAGAUUUCUGGAGUGUCUUCCCUCUAUCAAGAUCCUGAAAUAACAUCUCCUGAAGAAAUUCCUGAAGUGUCGUCCCCCGAUGAACUUCCCGAAGCGUUUUCCCUGGAUGUAUCGUCCCCUGAAAUACUUCCUACGGUAUCUUUCCCAGACUUCCGUGGAGUGUCGCCCCACAGAGAGACACAGACCUUACAGACUUUGAGUGAGGACCAGGACCUACUGGUGGUUCAGGAGGGGACAGAGGAACUGGAGAUGUGGGUAGACGCCCCUGAAAUACUCUCACCUAAGCAACCUGAGGGUCAUGGUCAGCUGGCUAUUUCGAUUAAGGCGUCUCCCGGCAGCCGGCCAUCGACCAAUAACCCAAUAACACAAAAGAAGACAUUUUGGGAUAGCAUGAAUACCGAGAAGGGACAGGGCGAAGUAAAGGAGGGUAAAGUAAUAUUAGUAAGUGAAAAAAUGAAGAGUGAAAGAAAACAAGAGAGAAAGGAGAAUCGAGAAGCAACACAAGAGAAGUCAGAAGACACUUUACCUCCAUCUGAGACGUCGAAGGCUGAUGCUUGCAGUGAACCAACCAGAGUCACGUCAGACAGCGCGCCCUCGAAGGAUUUGGUGUCCCAGAAAAAAGAAUUUUGGGAUCAGCUGUUUGUCAAGAAAGAAGUUGAAAAUGUUAAAAUCAACCAAUCUCAGACCUGGACAAGUACAAUACAGGCUUCAAAAACAACCUUUGGAUUACCAGUGAAUCAGCAGGAAAAAGUUGUGGAGUGUGAAAGCAGCGAACAAGACACUAGACUCACCAUCACUGACAUUAAUUCCAAACUUCCAUCGGCUGAUCCCAAUUUAGUGACAACAAGUCCUGAUGCUGAAGGUGAACAGAAGGUUCCCUGUAUUAGCGAGGAGGAACCCGAGAAGAAUUUGGUUGCACAAAAGAAAGGUUUCUGGGAUGAAUACAUUGCCAAGAGAGAGCAGGACUUCAGAGAGGACAGAACCCACACGGCGAAGAAACACGCCAUAGCUGUAAGGAAAUAUACUUUGAAGGAAAGAUUGUCGGAGAAAAAUGAAGAAAAUGAAUCUAACAUUGAGGUUGUUGAGUCCAAGACCUCGCUGGGCCGUACACUCAGCAUCACGAUCAAGAAGGGAACAGUGAGAGCAAGCCGAGAAAAAUACACAACACAGGAGGAAGAUGAUUACACCAAGUGGAAAAAGACAAGAGCUCAGAAACGACGAAAACCUGCGGGUGGUUCUCACGUCGGGAGUCCCAGAAGAAAGGAAUUUGUUAUCCAAUCAGGGAAGAUGAAGUCCGAAACCCAAGCUGUUGACUCUCUUGGGAAGAGCAAGAGACUCAAAUCUUUUAAGAAAAGUUGGACUCCUUCCUCAAGACUCCGAGAUGACUCUUCAGAAGAGGAAGAUCACAGUCCACCGAGAGUUCGCAGAAAGACGAGUGUGAAGAUUCAGAAAGGUCUAGUGCAGAAAUACAAAACUCACUGGGAAACAACUCGCACCAAGACUGGGUUUUGGACUUGGAAACGACAACGAAUAUCAUCACCAAUGCUAAGACAAACAUCAUCCUCACCUACACACCGGAAGUUCACUCAGACGCCAAUGAUUGUUAAAACUUCCACAGGUUAUCCUGAUGCACAAUUUAGGAACCAGUUAUCCCCGUCUCAUAUAUUGGACAAAGUUCAAAGUCUUCCCAAAGCGAAUGUUCAUCAAGGUCGAGGCCCCCACAGUCACCAGGAGCCACCAUCAGCUUACGGAAAGAACAUAGGAUUGCCUGUACAGAAAGGGAGGGACUUCUGGGAGCAGGAGAGAUACAGGACUCCUUCUCCUCCUCCUGAUAUCCCCGAGAGGCCUCUGACGCCCGAAGAAGCACAGCAUUACCUGAGCGGGUUCAAGGGUAAAGUGGCGGAGCGGAGAAAGAGAUUCGACAGCCUGGGUAGCGCCAUCAGCACAGAGAGCCUCGACAGUAUAGAAAGUGUCGAGCAUAAACUGGAGUCGGAUGAUAACCAGUCAGCUGUUGCCUUAGAGGAAGAAUAUGUCAGUUCUGUCCUCGGAAAAGUGAACCGCCAGAGGAACUUGUGGGAGACCAGAAUGCAGAAAACAAUACAGAAGGAAACUGAGGAAAGAUUAAAGCUUCAACCGAAAAAUAAGAACUCUCUGAACUAUAAGCAGGCCAGAGGUACCACACCCGACAUGUUGCCGCCGCCAAUAAUAAGAGUAGUUACUGAAGAACAAUUUAACGACAUCUCGCCUGUAGCAGCAACACCAUCACACCGAGGAAAAGAAACACUCCUCUACAUCCUGCACAACACCAUCGAGGGAGAGCUAGUACUCAAAACUUACAACGAGCACUAUAUGAACCUUCAAGGAGUACCUCCGAGCAUCACUUAUGGCCAGAAGACUCCAGAAGGAAAUAUCUCGAAGUUUCAGGCUUCGAAUCGUGAGAUGUUGGAUGAGCGACCACAACCUGCAAGAAGAAGCAAAAGGCAGCAGAAGCAGCGGCAGAGCUCGGAGGGAAAGUGUACCCACGAUACCAGCCGCGUCCCUCGUAAAAGUGACGCAGACCAGCUGGUUGCUACUGCUUCUACGGUGCAGGCAGCCAAGACGGGAGUGACCAGCAUCCCACAAUGGAUUGUCUCCGAGCACGUCCAGACCCUCACCCAAAGCCUCUCCACUCAGCAGCCUGAGUCUUCAACAGGAAGUUCACAGUCUUUAUCACCAGUACGGAGUGACGAAGAAGACACGAAGGAUUUCAGCGUCCGAGAUGCGAAUAAAACGUGUGAUAUUGACGAUUAUUAUGUGGAAUACAAACGCAGCUUUGCCACGGCUUGUAGACUGUUUGAAACCGAACUGAGGGAAGGUGAACCCGAGGCCAAAACAGCAACCAAAAGCUGCCGUGUUGGCUCCAGUGUCGUGCCUCAACCUGGUGUUAAUCCACACUGUAUAGAAAGGGCAACUACUCCUCUGGGGCAGACAAUGAACUAUAGUGAUGACAGUACCAUGUCCUCCCCACGAGGCGUUAAAUCUGCACCAUCAGUCAACCCGCUCAGUACACACGACGCAACUCCAGGUCUACAAGAACAGCUUCCAGAUCCCAGCUCAGGCAGAUCCUCUACACUUGGGGUCAGCCCUCUCGAUAACGAAUUCAUUGCUCUUAUACAAACAGAUGAUAUUUCUAAGUAUGCAAACAACCAAUGGAUUGAGAAACAAGAACCGAACAUAACAAAGAAAAAUAUAAAGCACAAAUCUCACCUGAUUGACCAUGGCUGUCAGACGGACGAUGAGCUCGAGGAUUUCAUGCCAUCUCGCACGCGUGUGUACUUUGUUAACCGAGGCUGUCAGAGUAGUCCCGAAGACGAUGUUGACAAAUUCAGGACAAAGGAAACGAGUUCACCUUGUGACCGGGAAAUACAGGUGUCGCAGGAAGACUUAAUUAAUCCGCUAAAACGCCGCGUGUCUCAAAGAUCCCGACAGUAUGACCUGCUGGAGAUGCCAGAACUGAAGCGGCGUGUUUAUAGACGUCGACAUGGGUCUCUCGCCUUGAGCAGGAAACGUUCUCUGUCCACCUCUGACGCUCACCUCGUCCAGGAGCAGCAGCAGAUGGUUCUCGGCGCCUCAGGAACAGUUAAUGAUGCGGGUGCAGAUCAGGGAUGGUCAGGGGACCCGUGGGUAAACAUGGUCAAAUCCGGCAAAUUCGGGAUAGCUAAUCCUUCUUCCCUCGUGGCUUCCCUUCAGGAUCUUGCCAAGGAUUUACCCUCAGUCUACCCUGAGGGGCACCAUGAUCCCCUGAACCACGACGACCUCGCAGACCUCGACCCUGACGACUUCCAGCACUUCCCCCAAGAAGAGGUGAUCCAGACUCUGAGUGGGUGCUACAGGGGCGAGUUUCCCCAUGUACCAGUAAGUGGGUCGAGGAGGACCUUCACCAGGGCCCUGACGAGUGGCCAGGAGGACCUCAUCUCCUUGAGGGAACUCCGUCGCGCCAGUCUCCCCGAGUCACUGGUGCUCCUACAGACCUGUGAGUCCCUGUCCCGCUCCCCGUCUCCGUCCCAGGACUUAGGGUCUCCACUCUACGUAAUCCGUAAUCCCUUCCACCCUAUGGACCCCAUUACCGCACGCCUCAUGCAGGAACCAGAGAAAGUUCCCAACGAACACAACACAUAUUCGCUCUACAACAGCAAUGAGAGUCUCACCUUAUCGUCAGACAGCGCUCCACUGCCGUCUGAUGGUGAGGGGAAGGGGAAGUAUUUGGAGUCGGGUUCCAAGACUACAGCUGCAAGAACUUCCCGGGCAUAUCCGGAUGCGAUGCCCGUGAAAGAUUUUGCAAUGGUCGAUGAGGCGAGGGUAGAGUUUUCCGAGGAAGAGGAGGAGGAAGAAGGUGAAGGAGAGGAGACAGAGGGAGAUGGUGAAGAAGGCGAGGAGGCGAAGGAUGGAGACAAGGAUGAAGGAGAGAGCAGGCGAAGUGAGGACAGAAGACCGUGUGGGUGUCGAGCAUACGGUGAAGGUCUCCAGAGGGGAACUGUCGCGGGGCUCAACACAUUCUUCAUCGACACUGUGGAAGCUGACCAGGGAGAGGUGACGGUGAGUGUGGAAGGACCUUACGAGAGGUCUGUGUCAGGGACCGAGGUGUACCCCUUGGAGGAAGCCCCCGGGGUGUACCAGGUGCAGUUCCAGGUGACCGCAUCUGCACACUACCACGUCGUCAUCACUUGGGCUGGUCAACACUUACCCGGCAGCCCCUUCACCUGUAUCGUCGAGUGAUAGAUCUUUGUGGUACUUCGAGAAGUAAAAAAAAUAUCUUUCAGGGUACUUGACAAAGCCUGGUUUUAGUGCAACAUGUGCCACUGAACUUCCAAUAAUCUGGACAGUUACAGAGGGUCUGAACUCCAUUACUGCAGAUAUUAUUCAUAAUGCAGGUUUUCACAUGAAGUGCUCAUAGUUUUAGCAGAAAUUCCUUCAUGCCAGUGAGUCCGUUUGGCUUUCGUAACAGACAUGUGACUUAAUGUGUUCUGAAUACUGAUAUCCUUCAUAUGUUUCCUCUUAACAGCAGUAUGUAUUAUUAAGCGAAGAUUCCAAUUAUCAUAUUCCAUCGACUGCUGGAAGUGUACACACGUAUUAAAUAUGUUCUUCGUGAUGCUAUAAAUUCAAGGUGUUUACCAAGUUCCUUGAUAUAUGUGUUUAGUCCCGACACUGCAAAUCUCAACCAAAACAGAAAAAAGUGGUGGAGUAUAUCUACCAGUGUAGUGUCAACGUUAUGACGUCUUGCACUCAGGAUGGGUUGGAGAAGGGAAACUCUUAAUGGUGGCUUUCUUAUAUAAAUAUAUUAUAUACAAAACAAUCUUGUACUGGGGAGUUGCUGCGUGGUAGAGGAGUUGCUGUGCAGGAGCUUCUUUAGAGGAGGCGUUGCGUGUUGCAGGGCUCUAGGUAGAAUGCACUUCACGGCGAGGCUGUGGGCUUAUAUAAGAGUCCGCCGGAAAUAAGCGUAGCUGCGGGGUCGGCCGCCUACCCCGCACAGUCAGACAGCGAGGCUUCACUGAGAAAAACUCCGCGGGAUUGGCUGGUCAGCGACAGUUGUAGGGGAGAGUAUCCAUUACAUCAGUGUUUUGGGCAUGGAAAUUAUCAAGAGACUUUAUAAAUAACUUUAAACAGAAUUAGGAGAGAGAGAAAGAGAGAGGUAGGGAUCACUACAGUCCUACGAUAAAAUGUGUAUUACUCCGCAUUUUUUUCUGGGUAAUUUCAAACAUCAUAAACACCCGAUAGACAUAUUCCUUCAAUGAAACAAAGGAUUGAUAAUUAUUAUUUAUCUACUCUUAAUAUUAGCUAGUCUUUAUUUGGCGAUAUUACGUUUUUACUCCUUUAAAAAAAAUCGUAUAUCUGCCCCUGUGUUCUCCAUCAGAAAGUCCGUGAGUGAAGGAGAAACCCUAGUCAAAAACCCGCCAUGUGAUGUACAGUAGACAGACAUCCUUCCUUACCCAGUGUUUACAUACUUACAUUCAGCUGAUGGUCUUAAAGAAGUUUUGUAUAUAAUCAACACCAAGGUAAAGUGCUUUUUAUAAAUGUUUCCCAUUAAUAUUAUACUACUGUAAUAAUACGUUUUUUCUUCAUCGUUUUGUGUGUUUUGAAAUUUGUCACUAGUCCCCUCCAAUUCUCAGUGAUUUUUAUGACCUACGUUAGAAUACAGGUAAAAACAUGAAUGCAUAAACAGUGAAAUCUCUGUUUAACGGACUGUAUGGAAAGGAAAGUCCGUUAUAUCGAGGGUUCGUUAAAUGUGAAACCCCCAUAUCUUCUAGAUUAUAUGGAAAGAGAAGUCCGUUAUAUGGAGGUUUAACUGUAUUAUAAACUGACUGUGAUAAGUAAAAAAAAAAAUGGAGUGUAGAACAAAACCUCAUUAAAAAUAUGUUAAAUAUC